UUUUCGGACGUAUAAUAAAAACGGAUCGAUCUCAUUUCCCAUAUCUCUGCAAAUUACAUUGUGGAAAGAUCAAAGAAAGCUAGAACAAUCUGUGCCAUGGAUAUCAAAGCUGUAGAACACGGGCAACCUCUCUUGAAGAACAUGGAGAUGGGAGCCGGCGAGACAGUCCGAGAAGAGCCACAAACCGUGUCGGAAUGUCCACUGUUACAUCCAAUAUUAAAGCAACCAAAAACCAAGAAACAAAAGAUCGUGAGAAAGACCUUCAAAGGAACCGCCAUCCUGUCCAGGCUUCUGCCUACAGGCUCAGCCCUCACGUUCCAAUUACUGUCCCCGAUUUUAACAAACAACGGCCGAUGCAGAACCGAGUUUUGCCAAAACUUGGUGCUCAGUGUCGGCAUGUUCUGCGCCGGAGUGUGUUUCUUUCUUUCGUUCACCGAUAGUCACAGAGACGAGAGAGGCAAGGUCCAAUACGGGGUGGCUACGUUUAGAGGGUUAUGGGUGAUGGAUGGCAAGGUUGAACUUUCGGUAGAGGAGGCCAACAAGUACAGGCUCAAGUUCAUUGAUUUUCUCCAUGCUUUUGCGUCCGUAAUGAUUUUCAUGGCGCUUGUUUUGUUCAAUCGAAAUGUCGUCAACUGCUUUCGUCCGAAGACGGAAGAGGAGAGCAAUGAGUUGUGGCUGAUGGUGUUGCCUGCAAGCAUUGGAGCCAUAGGCUGCCUUUUGUUUGUUGCUUUCCCUAGCAAGCGCCAUGGAAUUGGCAGACCUCUCUCCAAAAACUAGU
Molecule: messenger RNA, 778 nt
Organism: Hibiscus syriacus
Lineage: Eukaryota; Viridiplantae; Streptophyta; Magnoliopsida; Malvales; Malvaceae
Product: protein DMP7-like
Exons: 1
Coding region: 97-777 (226 amino acids)
Biological process (GO): endomembrane system organization
Source: RefSeq, a predicted model, not a curated record